Molecule: messenger RNA, 638 nt
Organism: Ictalurus punctatus (channel catfish)
Lineage: Eukaryota; Metazoa; Chordata; Actinopteri; Siluriformes; Ictaluridae
Gene: gmfb
Product: glia maturation factor, beta
Biological process (GO): negative regulation of Arp2/3 complex-mediated actin nucleation; actin filament debranching
Cellular component (GO): actin cortical patch
Molecular function (GO): actin binding; Arp2/3 complex binding
Source: RefSeq, marked provisional
AGAUUGAGUGCUGUGUGAGUCUGAGCUCCGGCAAAAUGAGUGAGUCUUUAGUUGUGUGUGAGGUGGAUGGAGACCUGGUGAAGAAGCUGAGGGAUUUCCGCUUCAGGAAGGAGACCAGCAACGCCGCCAUCAUCAUGAAGAUUGAUAAAGAUCGACAGCUGGUGGUCUUGGAUGAGGAGCAUGAAGACGUUUCUCCUGAUGAGCUGAAGGACGAACUGCCCGAGAGACAGCCCAGAUUUGUAGUGUACAGUUAUAAAUACCAGCAUGAUGAUGGACGAGUGUCAUAUCCCCUCUGCUUCAUUUUCUCCAGCCCAGUCGGCUGUAAACCGGAGCAGCAGAUGAUGUACGCUGGAAGCAAAAACAAACUGGUGCAGACGGUGGAAUUGACCAAGGUGUUUGAGAUCAGGAACACUGAGGAUCUGACGGAGGAGUGGCUGAGGGAGAAACUCGGCUUCUUCCGUUAAAAAAAUCAUCCAAUCACAUCGCAGCAACAAUGAACACAACGCUCUGAGAGGAAACCAUCAUCCAUUUAACACUAAUCUGUGUGUGUGUGUGUGUGUGUGUGUGUGUGUGUGUGUGUGUGUGUGUGUGUUUUUAAAGAAUGCUACACAGAUAACAGAAGCUGACCCUGACCAAAC